UCCCAAAUUCCAAAAAAGAGAGAGACUAUGUGCCUGGACACCACAGGAAGAUGUUAAAUUCUCUGCAAAAUGGCUCCAGGAAGUACCAAAGGAUUUGUUUAUUUACAUGUUACAUGAUUUCUCGAUUGAGUGCCUGUUGAAAAGACCUGGAUUACAGUUUUCACAGAUGCUAUUUGUGGGUGUUGUUACUGGCCAGGCACUUUUUCCUUCCUGGAAAGCAUGUUCUGCCACCACAGGGACCAAAAAUGAAGUGCUGAACACAAACAGGGAUUUUUCUGGUGCCUACUGGAGUCUGCAAUAAGGCUGUAGGAUUUCCUAGGAGAAAGGUCCUACCAGGGUGAGGUCGCCGGUGGCUGAAGAUGGCAGGCUGUGGACGCCUCAUCCUCCCCAUUCGAGGCCUGCUGCUCUACGCCUUGGCUCUGCGCUUCUGCACCCAGCACCCUCUUGUCAUAGCAGAGUCCGGUGAUACCUCCAACUCCUCUGUGGCCUCCAACUCCUCUGUGGCCCCUGACUCCUGGAUGAAUGAGACGGAACAAACACUGCUCACCUGCCAGAGCUUUCACUGCUCCGGGGAGAGGUGUUACCAGGACGAAGCCUACGCCAAUGAAACGAUGACCUGCCGCAACGACUCUUACUGUGAGCUCUACCGUUUCUCCAGCACAAACUACACAGCCGGGUGCAGCAAUGAGUGCAGCGCAGAGAAUUGCAGGACCAACAGCAGCGUGAGCAUGCAGCAGUGUGCCUUGGACUGCUGCGACUCACCCCUCUGCCUUCAGCUCAAUGCCAGCUCCUACGGUGACCUGCCACCCACCACUACGCCAGCUAUGACAACCACCACCACCACCACCACUGCUCGAGCCCCCGCCCGAAAUGGGAAACUGUGUGCAACGUUCUCCUGUCACGGGGACGGAUGUUUCAAAGGCAAGAAGACUGUUGCUGGAUGCACUGUUGGGCAUGACUUCUGUGAGAUGAAGAAGAUGGGUUUGGAUUAUGUGGCGGGAUGUAGCAAAGCCUGCAAAGCGGCCAAACCAGUCUGUGCCAGUGGAACGAAGGCAGCUUGUUACCAGGAGUGCUGCCCAGCUACCCCAAAAGCUAGCUGUCUGAAACUGGAUGGCAAAGUUCACGUCAAUGGUGCUGAGCAGGUGACUCUGGCCCCGCUCUUGAGGCUCAUGGCAUGUGGGAUGGUCUUUCUCCUGAAUUACAGGGUCUCUGCUUCCCUCUGGGAGUAAGCAGCAGUCCCGGUGCUCCACAGCCUGCCCUUGAGCUCAGCAGUACUUGUUAGGAUUCCUGUAGCUCUCUGACUUCAGCCAAGGUUGCUAUCAAAUGCCCUCUUUUAGAUCAGCGUCCCAGGAAGAAGGUGACGCAGAGCCACAGGUGGUCUCUCCUCCCCCUGUGCAGUGCGUCAAUGCCGUGGGGCCUCCCCAGGCCUCUGUGAAAACACCGAUGCGGUGGCUGCAGUUUGCUGGCUGGCUCCAGUCUGUACUCAUGUUGUCCUGUGCAGCGCAGGGAAAGGCAGAACCGGGGAACUCACCGCCCUGGAGAGUACCUGAUGGGAUGAAUUUCAGAGCACACAGCAAAUUAAGGUUUCUCUUGCACUCUGCUUCCAGAAGAGGCUUCAGGCACAUGCUCAGACUGUUUGUGUGUAGGGACUCCUCCUGCUUUUGAGCUGCUCAGUGACUGGUAGGUCCUGACCAUGGGAGGAUGUGGGGCUCCAGGACAGCGUGGAGAGCCAGUGCUCUGCUUCAUACCUCUAGGGGAUUGCAAAAACGACACUGGCUGCCUGCCUAAGCUCCUGCAGAGUGGGGGAGAACCGAGCAGCUGUCCUGUGGGAUGAUCCCCUCUGCGGGAUGACUGUCUCUUUCCACUGUUAAAGAGGCCUUUUCACUCUGCUCAGUCCCAGUUCAAGCCUCCUCUGGGUUACAGGAGGAGAGGACAAAUUUCAGGUGCCCUGGGGCCUUGUGACUAACUGCCUCACUCAUGCUUCUUUGUCAGCAGCAUUUGCACACAAGCCAAUACUGUGCACAAGAGACAUUGAAGGACGUGCUGGAAGCCAGGUCUCUUCCUGUGCCCCUGUGCCUGUGUGGGAAUGUAGGCAGAAAAGACCUGUUAUUAGCAAGCUUAAGCAGAAGUAGUUUUCCCCUUGUCUUUCAAUAGUAGCUGAUGCAGCUGCCCUAAGGGCUGAGGCCCUGCAUGGUGCAAGUGACAGGAUAUAGGUUACUGGCUGGCCUGAACUGUUGCUGAAGCUAUUCCUGAAGCACACGCUAGGAAAUCCUCUUUCCCCUGGGUUUGUUCACGCAGCACGGUAACAUACCUCUGCCACCCUCGCACAGCUAGCAAGGGCCACCACUGCUGCUUCUCUGGCUGGCCCUUGGUGAGAGAACUGAGGUGAGCUCUCCUCUGCGGUGGGGACAGGCUGAGAGCUGCUGGCUCAGCCGGUCUACUUGUCAACUUUGAGUUCAGUACACUUGGCUCAGUAGUUGCCCUGCACAGGACUCUGAUGCUGAUCCCAAAUCCCUCCUACCGUCCCUGAGCCCCGCUCAAACUCCCGCACCUUCCUGGGACUGGAGUCCUGGCUCCUGUUUGGUAUUUUACGUUUCUGUGAACUUUAAACGCUCCUAAUUGAGAUUCUCCGAGUGCGCUCAGAGGAAAGGCACUUAAUCUAUGCAUUAAGGAAGCUACAACAAGGCAUUCUUCCCUGCCAGAAACCUGUAGGCCUCUGUGACUUGCAAGUUAAUUACAGCUUCCGAGAGCUGCUGCAACGUGCCUGCGCUGCUGGGACUGCAGAUGCUGGCAUGACUGACCUCAGGUGUAGGAACAAGGGGAUGUUAAGCCUGUUUAAAAACCUGAAAAAUCUGCCUUGACUGAAGACAGAGGGUUUGCUCUAGUUAAUAAUCGGCUUGCAGUGCAGCCUUCUGGGCAUCCACUUACCAAUUAGUUUAAAACUGCUCUGGUAUUAAAAUACCUCCUGUCUGGACAGGUAAAAUUAAUAACACCAUGUUUCCUCUCCAAAUCUUAGAGAGGAAAAUGGGAUUUCUCUGAAGUGUCACAUGUUUUAGAUGAUCCUGUUUCAUAUCUAUAAUUCUCUACUCCUAAAGGUAGACCAGGGACAUGGGAAUUAGCUUGUAACUGUAAACAAACCAACCCCCUGCCCCCAGCCCACUCCAGUCUGCCUGUUAUUGCAUCGCAUGCAGCUGGUAUGUCGCUUGUGACGCACGACAUUACCAGGCCGAAUUUACCGAUCGUGCACACGCGCACUCUGCUGUCCUCUGCCGCUAUUUUCUCUUCCAAAGAAAAGAUUGUGAAAAAAUCGAAGUAUAAAUAAAA
Struthio camelus australis is the source of this 3324-nucleotide messenger RNA. RefSeq lists its product as uncharacterized. Lineage: Eukaryota; Metazoa; Chordata; Aves; Struthioniformes; Struthionidae. The record is from RefSeq and is a predicted model, not a curated record.